AUGGAUUCGACACCGUCUCACAACAAACCCUUUGCUCAUAUGGCAUGCGAACGAUGGCUUCAUGCAAGACUGGAUAAUUUGCGUACUAAAAGUGUUUUCAAUCACAGGACGGAAUAUGAAUAUUUGCCGCAGAAACUGGAAAAAAGCUUUGUGGACUUCAAUGUCAAAGAGAAGAAUAUUCGUGGAGAAACCCUUAUCAUGUCAGUGAUAAGAUAUGAACUAGAUAAGGCAAAUCAGGUGCGUUAUAUAAACUUGUUAAUUCGUUCCGGAUGCGAUCCUUCCGAACCAGAUGAAAGGCAGUUACGUACACCGCUGAUGUUAGCUUGUUUGAUGAGAAACGAUACCGUUGCUCAUCAUUUGAUCUUGCAAAAUGUGAAUCUUACGGCAGCUGAUAAAAUGGGUAAUACAGUACUGAUGUAUGCUGCAAUGUACUCUCAGUCAUCCCUGUUAAACUUCCUGGUAGAAGAACUGUCCAGGAAAUGGUGUAUCGAAGCUUUUCGUACCAAAAAUCUUAUGGGUUAUACUGCAGAGAGUUUGGCGAGGAAAAAUGAACGAUACAUGUUUUCAAUGAUGCUGAAGAAGGGACGUUUACGUUUGGUGAAACGAUUGCGCGACCAAGUUUCUUCCAAUUUGAUGUUUGCACCACCGUUUAAUAAUUGGAAUAUAUACAGUAGUGUUUAUAAGGCUAAGCAGAAGUUUUUGUUGUACGCACAGCGAUAUGUGCAAAAGUCUCAAGACAAAACUUCAUCACCAAUGAGAAGUUCAAAAUCAUCAUUACCACUGUUACAUAUAUCUAUAUUGCUCCCUUGAAGAGGACAGAGGCGAUAAAACAACCUGUUAGUAUAAAACAAUAAAUGGAAGCCAAUACCUGGUCGAAGCUUGACAGGAUAUCAGUCCGGAAUGACC
Loa loa (African eye worm) is the source of this 906-nucleotide messenger RNA. RefSeq lists its product as hypothetical. Gene Ontology annotation, molecular function: protein binding. NCBI's taxonomy places the organism in Eukaryota, Metazoa, Nematoda, Chromadorea, Rhabditida, Onchocercidae. The record is from RefSeq and is a predicted model, not a curated record. Bases 1 to 810 code for a protein of 269 amino acids. The transcript has 7 exons.